GGUGGGGCCACGCGGCGGGACGUGGGCGGCGGCUCGGAGCUGGUGCCGGGACGGUCCCCAGACAAGGACACCCGGGAGAGAAUCCGGGGGCCGGACGCCUGGGUCCCUAGGGGGCAGCCAUCCGGGGCCGCACGCCCAGGUCCUCGAGGAUAACGAGGGGGACGCAUGCCGGGCCCCUGUGCAGAAAGCGAGGGCUGAAGGGGACCAGGAAACCGGCGCCUGGGUUCUCGCAGGGAUGUGGGGGCCGAGCGACUGGGCUCUCCGGUGCGGGCUGCGAUGCAGGGGCGGAGGAAGGAGCAGGUGGCCAGCCCAGAGGGGUCGGGUAUGGGAAGGCUGGAUGCCGGGAGGGGAUCCCCCCUCCCCAGACUCGUCCCGAGCUGCUGGAAAGCCUCCUGUCCAAUGCCCCACGGGCAGUCGGGCUGUCCCAAGGGCCAGGUGGCUCUGCUUCCAAACUUCUGCCUUACCCCAGGUUGCCAGGAGCAACAGCUUCAUCUUGGGGGAGCGGAGUGCAUGACGACCCUCCCCGCUUCUGGGCCUCACUCCUCUUCCCGGAGGGUCUUCAAGAAGUCGAGCCCUAACUGCAAGCUCACCGUGUACUUGGGCAAGCGGGACUUUGUAGACCACCUGGACAGAGUGGACCCUGUAGAUGGCGUGGUGCUCGUGGACCCUGACUACUUGAAGGACCGCAAAGUGUUCGUGACCCUCACCUGCGCCUUCCGCUAUGGCCGCGAGGACCUGGACGUGCUGGGCCUGUCCUUCCGCAAAGACCUGUUCGUCGCCACCUACCAGGCCUUCCCCCCCAUGCCCAACCCGCCCCGGCCCCCCACCCGCCUUCAGGACCGGCUGCUGAGGAAGCUGGGCCAGCACGCCCACCCCUUUUUUUUCACAAUCCCCCAGAACCUGCCCUGCUCCGUCACGCUGCAGCCGGGCCCAGAGGACACGGGGAAGGCCUGUGGAGUAGACUUUGAGAUUCGAGCCUUCUGUGCCAAAUCGCUAGAAGAGAAAAGCCACAAAAGGAACUCUGUGCGGCUGGUGAUCCGAAAGGUGCAAUUUGCCCCAGAGAAACCCGGCCCCCAGCCCUCAGCAGAAACCACACGCCACUUCCUCAUGUCUGACCGGUCCCUGCACCUCGAGGCUUCCCUGGACAAGGAGCUGUACUACCACGGGGAGCCCCUGAACGUCAACGUCCACGUCACCAACAACUCCACCAAGACCAUCAAGAAGAUCAAAGUCUCUGUGAGACAGUAUGCCGACAUCUGCCUCUUCAGCACCGCCCAGUACAAGUGUCCUGUGGCUCAGAUCGAACAAGAUGACCAGGUGUCGCCCAGCUCCACGUUCUGCAAGGUAUACACCAUCACCCCGCUGCUCAGCGACAACCGGGAGAAGCGGGGUCUUGCCCUGGACGGGAAGCUCAAACACGAGGACACCAACCUGGCUUCCAGCACCAUCGUGAAGGAGGGCGCCAACAAGGAGGUGCUGGGAAUCCUGGUGUCCUACAGGGUCAAGGUGAAGCUGGUGGUGGCUCGUGGCGGGGAUGUCUCUGUGGAGCUGCCUUUUGUCCUCAUGCACCCCAAGCCCCACGAUCACAUCACCCUCCCCAGGCCCCAGACAGCUGCUCCUGAGACAGACGCCCCCGUGGACACCAACCUCAUUGAAUUCGACACCAACUACGCCACAGACGACGACAUCGUGUUCGAGGACUUCGCCCGCCUGCGGCUGAAGGGGAUGAAGGACGAGGAUUACGAGGACCAGUUCUGCUAGAGGGGGUGGAGGGGGCGGGGCCGGAGGGGGAGGGUCCCAGCCCGGCCGCCCUCCCUGCGCUCAGCACCAAGUCCUUGGCGGACCCCUCCGUCCUCCCUCGCCUGUGGCUCCCGGACACGCACUGGACCCUUCUCUUGUUGACCGUGGGCAUUACUUGUUUGACCCCAGCUGUGCCUCCACAGCCCCCCCAGCGGGUGGCUCAAACCUGCAUCUUCUGGAGGGGGUCCUGGAAAGGGGGAUGACAGUAGGGAGAAGGGGAGAGAGCUCCCACAUCCGACAUCCUCCCUCCCCCCCCCCCCCCCCCACACACACACUCUGCCUCCUUCUCCUUCACGAGGAGACCCUGGGGUGGGGGGCAAGGCCACUUCUUUGUUUCUGAGCAUAAAGAAGAAAAUAAACGUUUUAAUAGGCGCGAGUGUAUGUGCUUUCUGUGCAGCUGGUGAGGACACACAGGUGCUCGUCUGUGACUUGUGCUCGUGGCCGAGCACCCAGCCAGCCUCUCCUGUGUCCCGGCACAGUGCCGGGCACAAGGCUUGUCAACAAACGUCCCAUCGAAUGGGCUGUGACUGUGUUCCAAGGGCAACACAGAAACUGACUCGGUCAGUCCAGACUCACAGGUACCGUUUGGUAAAGCCACGAAAUACACUUAGUCAUUUGUAGGGGAAAUAGAAACUCACUUCCUGGGACGCCUGGGUGGCUCAGUCGGUCGAGCGUGACUCUUGAUUUCAGCUCAGGUCAUGAUCACAGGGUCGUGGGGUCGAGCCCCAUGUUGGGCUUGGAGCCUGCUUAAGAUUCUCUCCCUCUGCCCCUCUUCCCUGCUCACUUGCUCUCUCUAAAAUGAAAUAAAAUUUGGGGCGCCUGGGUGGCUCAGUCAGUUUAGCAUCCGAUUUCAGCUCAGGUCGGGAUCUCACAGCUCAUGGGUUCGAGCCCUGCAUUGGGCUCUGUGCUGACAGCUCAGAGCCUGGAGCCUGCUUUGGAUUCUGGGUCUCCCUCUCUCUGCCCUUCCCCCACUCAUGCGCUCUCUCUCCGUCUCUCUCUCUCUC
Molecule: messenger RNA, 2804 nt
Organism: Panthera uncia (snow leopard)
Lineage: Eukaryota; Metazoa; Chordata; Mammalia; Carnivora; Felidae
Gene: ARRB2
Product: arrestin beta 2
Exons: 15
Coding region: 277-1761 (494 amino acids)
Biological process (GO): signal transduction; G protein-coupled receptor internalization; positive regulation of ERK1 and ERK2 cascade
Cellular component (GO): cytoplasm
Molecular function (GO): angiotensin receptor binding
Source: RefSeq, a predicted model, not a curated record